Aspergillus heteromorphus CBS 117.55 is the source of this 1005-nucleotide messenger RNA. RefSeq lists its product as uncharacterized. The transcript has a single exon. Bases 1 to 1005 code for a protein of 334 amino acids. NCBI's taxonomy places the organism in Eukaryota, Fungi, Ascomycota, Eurotiomycetes, Eurotiales, Aspergillaceae. The record is from RefSeq and is a predicted model, not a curated record.
AUGUCGGGGCAACAACCCUUGCUCCCACCUUUCCCUAGGGACGACGAGUUGAAUAGUGAUCUGUCUAUCCUCGACAGCUCGAAAAGCCCUACUUCUAUAAUUGGAAAGGCAACCAGAAACAGAACACCCCUCCCCGGGUAUCCCCUCCUGAGCAUCACUGCCUCGGACGAAGUUGAAGCCUUCCUAUCCGACAAUCUUCUCACACGUGAGUUGGACCAGCUACACCCCAUACUAUGGCUGGUCGGAACACGGAAGAGCAAUCACGUUUAUCCACUACACCGGCAGAUCGUUCGAGGUCGCGAAAUCAUUCUUGCUGAAGACCCCGGUCUACAUCUCCUCUGGUACUACGACAAGAUCUACAUCAAGCCAAUCCCGAAAUAUCUGCUCAACCACGCCGUCUGGCAGGUAUAUCUAUCAGGACAGUCCCAAGAAUCAAGGGACCUUCGAAGUGCCGCCCUCGGAUUCAUGCGCACAUACGCAUGGCUCAUUCAAAGCGAACAUGACUUCGAGAUCGCUCGCGCAAAAGGCCUCAUUCCAAGCGACAUUUCCGGAAUGGACGGAUACACAGACUUCAUCUACUUUAUCGACCACUUCCGACACGUUCCAAACUCGGAGGUAAACCUACGAUACCGUCAAUACGGACAGCUCCGACUCAGCCGUCUGAACAUAUGGACCAAACUGUACUUGUGGCGGAUGUUCUACUACAAGGUCGACGGGCAAUACGGGGCAUAUUUCGCGCGCUUUACGCCCCCAUUCCUGUUCAUUUUUGGUUCUGUCAGCGUUGCAUUGUCGGGGAUGUGUGUUGUCCUCGCGGUCGAUGAUGGGUUCAACAAGGUCCCCAACCAUGCUUUUGCCGCCGUGUCGAACUGGUUUUCGAUUGUUUGUUUGGCGAUCGUUGCCGGUGUUUUGGCUUUCUUUCCCCUUGCCCAAGGCGCUUUCUUGCUUCGGGAGCUGGUGUAUGUUACUGUGAACUGGAAUUGGAAUAAGGCGCAUUUUCGGGGCUGA